Molecule: messenger RNA, 3089 nt
Organism: Humulus lupulus (European hop)
Lineage: Eukaryota; Viridiplantae; Streptophyta; Magnoliopsida; Rosales; Cannabaceae
Product: pentatricopeptide repeat-containing protein At2g27610
Exons: 1
Coding region: 171-2774 (867 amino acids)
Biological process (GO): RNA modification
Molecular function (GO): zinc ion binding; RNA binding; protein binding
Source: RefSeq, a predicted model, not a curated record
AAACAAGAAUUUUUGUAUUGGAAAAUGUUAAAAAUGAUAAAUUUGUCAAAAAAAAAAAGUUAAAAAUAAUAAUUUUCACCUUUAAUUUAAUGCGCAAAGUUCAAGAAUUUAAUUUCUUUAAAGAAAAAAAAUUAGCUUUGUAAUAUUGAGUUGGAGAAGAGAGCAACGCCAUGAAUUUCUCUCGAACAAUCAUCUCAAACCAAACUCUGCUCACAUUUCGCCUUAAAUCUCUGUUAACUUCUCAUACUGCAUUCUUAGAUUUCAGAUAUUUCUCUUCUGUUCCUGAACUUUGCCAUCCUCAGAGGGCGCACCAUCUGUUCGAGAAAAGUCCAAGGCGAGACCUUUCAGACUACAAUCACUUGCUUUUCGAGUAUUCCCUCACUGACCGGAACAAGGAAGCACUUAAUCUCUUUGUGGGUCUUCAUUGUUCCGGUUCUCUCAUCGAUGAGUCGACUCUUUCUUGUAUAUUGAAGGUCUGUCAUUGCUUGUCUGAUCAGGUUGGCGGUAAACAGGUGCAUUGUGAGUCUAUAAAAUCUGGGUUGGAUGCAAAUGUAGGCGUUGGGAAUUCUCUUAUUGAUAUGUAUAUGAAAACUGAGGAUGUUGGUGAUGGAAGGAGAGCUUUUGAUGAAAUGGAGAGUAAAAAUGUGGUGUCUUGGAACGCUUUGUUCACUGGCUAUGUAAAAAAUGGAUUGAAUGACCUUACACCAGAUUUGUUCUGCCAAAUGUAUGCUAAUGGGGUGAAGCCUAACCCCUUGACAUUAGCAACUGUUAUUGGGGCUGUGGCAAAUCGUGGUUUGGUUGAGGAGGGGAGUCAAUUCCAUACCUUGGUAGUAAAGAAUGGUUAUGAAUCAAGUACAUUUGUUUGUAACUCCUUGAUUAAUAUGUAUUCGAAAUCGGGUUUAAUAAGGGAUGCAAGAGCUGUUUUUGACAGUGUGGAGAAUAGAGAGGCAGUUACUUGGAAUAGUAUGAUUGCAGGGUACGUGACAAAUGGGCUUGAUCUUGAAGCUUUUAAAAUGUUUCAUUGGAUGAGUGUUGUAGGUGAAAAGUUCACACAGCCAGCAUUUGCUUCUGUAAUCAAGUCAUGUGCUAAAGUUAAAGAAUUGGGUUUUGCUAGGCAACUUCACUGCUGGGUUUUGAAAAGUGGAUUGGGAUUUGAUCAUAAUAUUAGAACAGCCCUUAUGGUGGCUUACAGUAAAUGCAGUGAAAUGGAUGAUGCCUUUAAGAUUUUCUCAAUGAUGAAAGGUGUUCAGAAUGUGGUAACAUGGACUGCCGUGAUAAGCGGCUACUUGCAGAACGGUGUAACAGAGCAAGCAGUGCACUUAUUCUGUCAAAUGAGUCGGGACGGUGUCAGGCCAAACCAUUUCACUUAUUCUACCAUCCUUAUGGCUCAUUCUCCUAUCUUUAUACUUCAAGUACAUGCACAAGUUGUGAAAACAAAUUAUGAGAAAUCAUCUACUGUAGGAACUUCUUUGUUGGAUGCUUAUGUUAAAAUGGGAAAUGUUAAAGAAGCUGCCAAAGUUUUUGAGCUAAUCGAUGAAAAGGACAUUGUGACAUGGUCAGCAAUGCUUGCUGGAUAUGCUCAAAUGGGAGAAAUGGAUGGAGCUGUGCGAAUUUUUCUGAAGUUAGCGAAGGAGGGGAUUAGACCCAACGAGUUCACUUUUUCUAGUGUGAUUCAUGCUUGUGCUGGAACUUUAGCAUCUGUAGAGCAAGGGAAACAAUUUCAUGCAUUGACAAUCAAAUCAAGAUUGAAUAAUGCUUUAUGCGUGAGCAGUGCUCUUGUUACCAUGUAUGCAAAGAGAGGACAUAUUGAGAGCGCAAAUGAAGUUUUUAAGAGGCAACGGGAUAGAGACUUGAUUUCCUGGAACUCAAUGAUCUCUGGAUUUGCACAACAUGGUCAAGGGAAGAAGGCUCUUAAGAUAUUUGAGGAUAUGCGAACACAGAAACUUGAAAUGGAUGGCAUAACAUUCAUUGGCGUGAUAUCCGCUUGUACUCAUGCUGGCAUAGUGGAUGAAGGUCAAAGAUACUUUGACAUGAUGGUUAGAGAUCAUCACAUUAGUCCAACCAUGGAGCACUUUUCGUGCAUGGUUGAUUUAUACAGCCGAGCAGGAAUGCUCGAAAAGGCCAUGGAUAUCAUAACCGAAAUGCCAUUCCCCGCCGGUGCAACUGUGUGGCGAACACUCUUGUCUGCUUGCCAUGUUCGCCGCAAUCUAGAGCUAGGAAAAAUUGCUGCAGAAAAGCUCAUUUCGCUGCAGCCCGAAGACUCGGCUGCUUAUGUACUGAUGUCCAAUAUUUAUGCCGCAGCAGGAAACUGGCAGGAGAGAGCCGUGGUGAGAAAAUUGAUGGACGAGAGAAAAGUUAAGAAAGAAGCUGGGUGUAGUUGGAUUGAGGUGAGAAACAAAACCUACUCAUUCGUGGCUGGUGAUCUUUCACAUCCUUUGGCAGAGCAAAUCUAUUCAAAGCUUGAAGAACUAAGUAUUCGGUUGAAGGAUAUGGGAUACCAGCCUGACACAAAUUAUGUACUUCAUGAUGUUGAAGAGGAACACAAAGCAGUCAUUCUUUCUCAACACAGUGAAAGGCUGGCUAUUGCUUUUGGAUUAAUUGCCACACCACCAGGAACUACCAUCCAGAUUAUUAAAAACCUUAGAGUAUGUGGAGACUGCCACAAUGUUAUCAAGUUAAUAUCGUUGAUCGAACAAAGAUAUAUCGUUGUAAGGGAUUCAAACCGGUUUCACCACUUUAAGAAUGGUGUUUGCUCUUGUGGGGACUAUUGGUGACACUCCAGUCUUAGAAUUGGUGGAUCAAGUUUUCAAGGAUUCUUGGCCGCCCGACCCACAUUUUUCGUGUCUCCGGUAAAUUCGGGUCGGGCCGGGCCGGGCUCGGCCCAUAUUCAAUUCAUGUCGGCCCAUUUUUGAAAGAGUAGGCCCAGCACGGCCCAUGUCGUGUCGUGCUCGUGCCGUGUCGGGUCGGCCCACUUUCCUUAUUCGGGCCCACUUUUAGGCCUACAUUUUUUUUGCUAAAAAAAUAUGAGGAUGGAGAAUUGAACCCUCCACCUCCUCUUUAACCAUCAAUGAACUUACCACCAAAUCAAG